AUGUGCCGAAAUCAAAUACAAAAAUAUCCGAUGUUCAAAACCGAAAAUGGCAUCAAUUUUUCUCCUCCAGACACCUUGGUGGAACUAAGAGAAAAAGUAAAAAUGCCAAAACUGCGUGAAAAACGAUACCAGUUGGAUGAGUUGGCAUAUCAAACGGGGAAUGAAGUAAUCAGACUUCCGCCUUAUCACUGCCAAUACAACCCGAUUGAAUUAAUUUGGGCGCAGGUAAAAGGUGAAGUUGCAACCAAAAAUACAACGUUUAAAAUAGCCGACGUCGAAAAACUUUUGCACAAAGCUAUAGAUGCAGUUACCACAGAAAAUUGGGAAAAAUGUAUAAGAUAUGCAGAACAACUACAAAAAAAUAAAGAUUUUGAAAAAGAAAGAUUCAAAGAUUGCAUAUUGAAACACAUAAUUUUAACAAUCGACCCCAACGACAGCAAUUAUUGUAGCAGUAGUGAAGACAAAGACUACCUUUGA
Molecule: messenger RNA, 477 nt
Organism: Melanaphis sacchari
Lineage: Eukaryota; Metazoa; Arthropoda; Insecta; Hemiptera; Aphididae
Exons: 1
Coding region: 1-477 (158 amino acids)
Molecular function (GO): nucleic acid binding
Source: RefSeq, a predicted model, not a curated record